AUGUACGUUUUGGCCAGCGAGCGGUGGUCUGAAGCAAUAGUCAAGCACAUGCCUAUAAUCAUUCAGCAUUCAUCAGCCAUGGUAAGGGCUGCAUCAAUUACCUGUUUCGCAGGAAUGACUUCUUCAGUCUUCUUUUCUCUGCCAAAAGACAAAUGGGAUUUUUCUAUCAAAUCUUCCAUUGAUGCUGUUCUAAGCGACGGUCCUUCAGUUAGAUCAGCUGAUUGUCGUGCAAUUGGUGUUAUUGCAUAUUUUCUGCAAAUAUUUCAUAGCAGAGAGAUCCUUGAAAAGUUUAUCCAGGCUGCUAGAGCUGUUUUCGUCUCUACCCCGUACUUCUCAAGAACGGUCUCGAAUUCACCCGGCCAGAGUAUGGAUUUGUUUAGUGGGAGUGAAAAUAGUGCCAAUAAUAAUAUUCUAGUGGCACAUUGA
This is a messenger RNA of Fraxinus pennsylvanica, 426 nucleotides long. Lineage: Eukaryota; Viridiplantae; Streptophyta; Magnoliopsida; Lamiales; Oleaceae. The record is from the annotation of a GenBank genome assembly.